UAAUUAGAUGCUUUUAGAGGGGGAAGCGAAGUUUUCUCAAAUAAAUAUCUGGUCUUCGACAAAAACACAAGAAGAAAAAUCUUUUGCGAGGGGCCGUUAGACACUGUCCCAACCGUAUCCAUGCUCAUUUUCGCUGCUUAAACGAAACAAUCCAAAAUGAGCUUAGUUAUAAACCACUGCCGUAGUUAUGCUAUUAGUUCUUGCACAAUCUCCAGCGGCAAGCAUGCCCGUAAAAGCGGUAUUCAUGGUAAAGGUGGAUAUAUAGUGCCAAUCAAGAUGCUUAAGGGACCUCCCAAGGCUGAGGAUGGUCACGAAGAUAGUGUAUUGUUGUCGAAACAUGUUGGAAGCAGUAGUUUUCAAGUUAAGACAUUUGUAAAUGCCAUUGCAGCGGUGAAUUUGGUGGGAACUAGCACAGCAAGGGCUGCGAGUACAAAUGAUAUAUUGGAAGGAGCGACCGCUGUUUAUAAUUUGGCUGAUGGAGGUCUUGGAGAUUUGUUUGGAGGCUUCCUAUAUUCAGCUGGACAACAGGCUAAUGACGCUGUCCAGGACCAAUUAUCAGCUCUCAGUUUCACAAGUUUGGCAGUUAUCUUUGGGGCAGGGCUUGUAACCAGCCUUUCUCCUUGUACGCUAAGUGUAUUACCGCUGACCCUUGGUUACAUUGGAGCAUUUGGUUCUGGGAAAAGUAGAGCAGAGAUCAUUGGGGAUUCCAUUGCAUUCUCAUUGGGAUUGGCAACCACACUAGCAGUCCUAGGCAUAGCAGCCUCAUUUGCUGGAAAGGCAUAUGGACAGAUCGGGCAAGGAUUACCUGUGGCUGCAUCUGGUUUAGCUGUUCUUAUGGGUCUCAAUCUCCUUGAGGUAAUUGACUUACAGCUCCCCUCGUUUUUUAACAAUUUUGAUCCCCGUGCUGCAGCUGCUAACUUCCCAUCAAGUGUGCAAGCAUAUCUUGCUGGGCUUACGUUUGCUUUAGCUGCCUCACCUUGUAGUACACCAGUGUUGGCCACUCUGCUUGGAUAUGUAGCUACGUCCAAGGAUCCAAUUAUAGGGGGCAGCCUCCUUUUGACAUACACAACUGGCUAUGUUGCUCCUCUGCUUCUUGCUGCUUCUUUCGCUGGAGCAUUGCAGAGCCUGCUUUCUUUUCGCAAGUUCUCGGCAUGGAUCAACCCAAUCAGUGGUGCACUCCUGUUAGGAGGGGGUGUUUAUACUUUCUUGGAUAGGCUUUUCCCAGUUACUAUGGCAAUGUAGAGAUUGACUUGUUGAUGUAUAGGAAAAAAAGAAAUCAAGUAGAGGAAGCCUCUGAGCAUAGACAAUAUAUUCUCUUCUGUUCCUGCUACCCCUCUAUUUCUUUUUUCUUUAUAGCUACAUUUUAAUCAGUAAUUUGAUAUUAGCAUAAAGUUGUAUAGAUUUACUCAA
Alnus glutinosa is the source of this 1410-nucleotide messenger RNA. RefSeq names its product cytochrome c-type biogenesis ccda-like chloroplastic protein. Gene Ontology annotation, biological process: cytochrome complex assembly. Lineage: Eukaryota; Viridiplantae; Streptophyta; Magnoliopsida; Fagales; Betulaceae. The record is from RefSeq and is a predicted model, not a curated record. The coding region runs from base 157 to 1242 and encodes 361 amino acids. The transcript is spliced from 13 exons. Gene Ontology annotation, cellular component: membrane.